CUUAAAAUGGUUUGCCCCAAGGGUUACAGGAAGUUGUAGCAGCUGCCAUGUUUAGCUGCUUUGUUGUAGAUUUCUUGUAGGUUUCCUGCAGAUUUUAAGUGUUGCAAUGGAACCGAGCUGGAGUACGUUUUUAUUUCAGCACUUGGUUUGGAGUGGACAUUCUCUUGACGCCCAGACCGAACAGGCGAAUGAAGCCCUGCAUCACCAGCACCAGGUGGCCCAGAACAGCCUGCUGCCCCUGCUCAACUCCGGGUCCGACCCGCCGGACCAGAAGCCCGUGCUGCCCAUCCCGCUGGACCAGAAGCCCCCGGUCAGCGUGGCCGAGCUGCUCAAGGACAACGUGGCCAGCGGGACGGGGGGCGGGGGCGGCGGAGGGGGAGGCGGAGGGGGAGGGGGCGGCCUCCCCCCCCACGUGGUGGUGAAGAAGGAGCCCAAGACCAAGACUCCCUUCAUCUGCGGCUACUGCAACAAGGCCUUCCGGGACAGCUACCACCUGCGCCGGCACGAGUCCUGCCACACCGGCGUCAAGAUGGUGUCGCGGCCCAAGAAGGUGCAGACGGCGCCCACCAUGGUGCCCCUCAUCUCCUCCGUGCCCCGGGAGAGCGGCGGGGGCAACCCCUCCUACAUCUCCACCAUCGCCGGGAUCCUCACCACCGCCACCACCUCGGCCUCCACGGGCUCCAGCAUCAUGUCGGCCACGCCCAUGGGCGGGGCGCAGCAGCACCAGCACCAGCACCAGCACCAGCACCCGCACCAGCACCAGCCUCACCAGCAGGGGGCGCCCAAGAAGCCGCCCAAGCCGGUGAAGAAGAACCACGGCUGCGAGAUGUGCGGCAAGGCCUUCCGCGACGUCUACCACCUGAACCGCCACAAGCUGUCGCACUCGGACGAGAAGCCCUUCGAGUGCCCCAUCUGCCAGCAGCGCUUCAAGCGCAAGGACCGCAUGACCUACCACGUGCGCUCGCACGACGGCGGCGUCAACAAGCCCUACAUCUGCUCCGUCUGCGGGAAGGGCUUCUCCAGACCUGACCAUCUCAGCUGCCACGUGAAGCACGUUCAUUCCUCAGAACGACCCUUCAAGUGCCAAGUAACGGCUUGCACAGCCGCCUUUGCCACCAAAGACCGACUUCGCUCCCACAUGAUCCGGCACGAGGGCAAGGUCACCUGCAACAUCUGCGGCAAGAUGCUGAGCGCGGCCUACAUCACCAGCCACCUGAAGACGCACGGCCAGUCCAGCUUCAACACCUGCAACAAAGACACUAACAGCGUGUGCAACUCCGCCUCGGCCACGCCCGUCACGGCCUCGACCGCCAUCACCACGGCGAUGAACCGCGGCAACAUCAGCAGCAACCCGGUCACCAUCGCGGCGCAGAUGAGCAUCGCCACCAACACGGUCAACAUCACCUCGCCCGUCAACCUCCAGCACCCGGUCACCAUCACGGGGCCCGUCAACAUCGCCUCGGUCAACAUCCCCGCCACCGCGCCCAUGAACAUCGCCCACCCGGUGGCCAUCACCACGCCCAUGCCCAUGAACAUCGCCGGGCCCCUCAACAUCGCCAUGCGGCCCAUGGAGAGCAUGCCCUUCCUGUCCCAGGUCCUGCCCUCCUCCCCUCCCUGGUAAAACGACGGAUAAAACGACAACAACAACAAAAAAAAAAACCGCCUCGUCCGGACUCUACCACCCUCGCAUCCAGUCCCUCCCGUGUGCCCGCCCCCCCAGGGCUACGCCCUCACCCCUCGACCCCCCCCUCCCCCCCCAACCGCCCCCCCAGUCGCUGGGUACAGAGGGCAAGGGGGGGCAGGAGACUUCAAACCCAGGAAACGGAGAAACGCGAAGGAGCCCCGUCGGCCAGGUUACCCGGGGACCGACUCGCUCUCCGUCCCCCGAAACGCCGCGGCUUUCUCCACACGCAGCUCCCGGUGCGAGAGGGGAGGGGCGUGACCGCGACCGUACCCUGCGGACUGGAUGGAAGAGGAGGAGGCGUUGUUCAGGGUGAAAGAGGGAGAGGGAGAGAGAGAAACGAGUAGGAGGGAGGAAAACAAAGACUUGCACCUGCUGGUUUUAAUGUUUCAAUGGUAGUUUUGCAGAGCAUUGGAUUUUUAGUUUGGUUUUUUAAUUUUGUUCUGUUUUUUAUUAUUAUUAUUAUUAUUAUAAUUAUAGCCUGUUAAUCAGUAUUUAAUAGCAUUUUAAAACAUUUUAAGGAAUAAAGUCUAAAAAUAAGGGACAGCGGACUUCCAUAGAAGUGGAGGUUUUUUUUUCUGAGAACGUGUCCUGUGUGUGAAUGUGCUUUGUGCAGACUAGGGGAGGACGUGUGGAUCUGAGGUACAGUUGCUGUAGGGACGGCUGACCGGAACGGGCAGGGUGACUUCCGCCCCCUUCUAUCCCACGGUCAUCGUUCUGCACCCUCCAUUAUUACAUCAGCGCAAAAUGGCCCCCUUCCCUUAGUUAGCUUUCUUCAUUCGGUUUUUUUUAUUUUUUUUAAAUGGGAUCGCUUUGAUGUGCUUCUUUUAAAUUGGUUGGCAGCGUACCUUCGCUGUCAUUUUUAUAGGAAACGAGAGCAACGAGUUCUUGCACUGAACGCGUGUCCCGCGUGUACCGUUCCGAGAACCGGAGGGAAAGGAGGAGAAACAACAGUAUUAUCAAAGAUGGAAUGUUAGUGUUGGGCAAUCAGCCCUUAAGUGUAGAGAACGGCGCCAUCUAGUGGCUGGCAGACCGCAUGCUGUGAGGUGGGUCCUAAAGUUCACCAUUUUAUUAUAAUUAUCAUGUUGGUGACAGAAGUAGAGGUUUGCUAGGAUUAUUUUGUACCCUUAAUUUCUAUUUUCUGGAAUUUGAUUUUUAUCAACAUUAGGUUUAUCCUGGAUUUAUUUUUUAUGUUACUUUGUAAAUAUUUAAUACCAUAUACUACUCUUUCCUUAGGGAAAAUAAAGUACCCCCCCCCCCUCCCCCCAGGCUAGAGAUUCAGAGUUGUACAGCUGAGCUCUCAGGCGCUGGGACGUGGGGGCGAAAGAGUCUACUUUACAUUAUGGGUCAAUUCUUAAUCAGAGCCUUCAAAACUUAAACCCUUAACCGGCUAUCUGUUACUGGUGAGAGAUGAAUCAGGUUUGCAUAGAAGGGAGCUUGGGUGGGUGGACAAACCCACCUGCCAACAAAAAGAAAGAAAACAUUUCACUGUUGCAGUGAGAUGUGAGGUGCAUAGUUGCUAUUAAUUUACAUUUAAUGCUAAGCAUGUCCGUUUAUUCACACCUGGAAUUCGCUCGAAUAGUUGUGCAGUGUGUUAGUGGUGUGCUACGUGCUCCAAGCCCCGCCCCCAGCCGCCAAUAAAAAAGAAACACUGCACGAGGACCGAAGUGCUGCGUUAAUUUGUUGCGAGCUCUAAGACUGUCUGACGUGAAGUAUAGAGGACGGAAAACACUAAUAAAUUUCACCCUGUUCAUUUUAACCCGCUUGACGUGGCAGAAGCCGCGAGGUAGAGCAGCACCGUCGUUGUGCUGUGCGUCUUCCUCGCUCACGUACGAGGUGCGGUGUCCCUGAGCUUUUUUCGGUUUUACACGAGCCGUACAGCGUAACUCCCGUCGUGAAAGGAAGUCAACUUCGACAUGGGGAUUGGGCGUGAGAAAAAAAAAAACCGCAAAUUCCUCUUGGGCGCUGUUUGGCUCGUUUUACAGCAAACUUUUCUCUUCUUUAUUUUUACUUAAUUGCCACAAAAUAAAAUAAAGAUGCAAUUAUUUUUUUUUUUUUUUAAGCUUAUCCAUCAGCAGAAGAUUACACCGGGAGCGGAGCACGGCUAAUCCGCUAGGGUGUGUGACGGAAGGAAGCUAACGCGGCGCGGCGUCUGCCCCGGUCCCGGUUGAAUAAAUUCAGCCGUUGGGCUGCAUUCGAAUCUGAUCUUCCACAUUUUAAUGUCAUGGCUGAAUAGGCAGAUUUCUGCUCCCUGCUAAGGCAGAUGAAUGUAUAUCUUUGUACAAAACUAUUUAGUUCUGAGGACGUGGUAGUUACGGAUAGAUACGUGCAAGAGAGGAAGAAGAAACAAGUAAGAUAACCUUUUUAUAAAAAAAAGAAAAACAAACAAAAAAAAACUUUUGUAUUAGAACAUUAACAACGGUAAUUUUGUAUAUAUGAAGACUAGGCUUUCUGAUUAGCAGAAAGGUAAAACAUUCCUACAUUUUUUUAAUGUAUGUCUGUCAAAAAAUAAUUAUGUAAACAUAUGCGCAAUGUUUCCUGUGCCUUUUAUUUGGGUUGUCUAAAUAAAAGAAAAUGAUAAAACA
Messenger RNA from Anguilla rostrata (American eel), 4266 nucleotides. Its product is annotated as vascular endothelial zinc finger 1-like. The transcript is spliced from 6 exons. Gene Ontology annotation, molecular function: DNA-binding transcription factor activity, RNA polymerase II-specific. Gene Ontology annotation, biological process: regulation of transcription by RNA polymerase II. The record is from RefSeq and is a predicted model, not a curated record. Gene Ontology annotation, cellular component: nucleus. NCBI's taxonomy places the organism in Eukaryota, Metazoa, Chordata, Actinopteri, Anguilliformes, Anguillidae. Bases 107 to 1621 code for a protein of 504 amino acids.